Suricata suricatta (meerkat) is the source of this 522-nucleotide messenger RNA. RefSeq names its product IQ domain-containing protein F5-like. NCBI's taxonomy places the organism in Eukaryota, Metazoa, Chordata, Mammalia, Carnivora, Herpestidae. The annotation marks the transcript as partial. The transcript has a single exon. The record is from RefSeq and is a predicted model, not a curated record. Gene Ontology annotation, molecular function: calmodulin binding.
CAUGGAGCUGAGUUGGGUGGGGAAUGUCCCCUGAGAGUCCCUUCUUUGCCUUUGCAACCUCUUCCCCCAAAGAAAAAGAAGCUUCCUGACCAAGAACUGAAAGCCAUAAAGAUCCAGGCCUGGUGGCGGGGCACCCUGGUGCGCAGGACAUUGCUGCACGCAGCACUCAGAGCGUUGAUCAUUCAGCGGUGGUGGAAGAUGAUACUGGUGAAACUGCUGGAACAGAGGAAACGAGCAGCCCUAGAGUUCUACGUGCGGCAAGAGUGGGCAGUGGUCAAGCUGCAGUCCUUGAUCCGCAUGAGGAGCAUACGCCGGCGAUACUGCCGUCUGCUCCAUGCUGCCCGCAUCAUCCAGGUGUACUGGCGCUGGCAUAAUUCCCACUCCCGUGGCUCUUUCCAGGGCAGCUAUGACCUCACGGCAUCCCAUCUGGGACUAGAACUCGAGAUUUUUCUGGGAUCACAGAUUUGCCGGAUUACAGACUGCAUCCCCUUCCCAAUAAAGAACUAAUCAGGUCUGCUCCAA